Molecule: messenger RNA, 7590 nt
Organism: Cottoperca gobio
Lineage: Eukaryota; Metazoa; Chordata; Actinopteri; Perciformes; Bovichtidae
Product: mediator of DNA damage checkpoint protein 1-like
Exons: 11
Coding region: 226-6588 (2120 amino acids)
Cellular component (GO): nucleus
Molecular function (GO): protein binding
Source: RefSeq, a predicted model, not a curated record
UGUUGUUUUGUUAGACAUGUUCAUACACGUUCACUAUAAGUUGCACGAGCGUUGCUUUACUCUACAAACUGGAUGUAAGCAAGAAUAUAACAGAACAGUAUAGCUAAAUAUAUCAUUUAGGGUAACGGUCCAGUUAAAGCUAGCGUUGGUUGACUUUGCAGCCUUAAUAUCCAUUUAUCUGUGUUUUGAGGGGUAGCAGUCGUCCUGUUCUACUCUGUGUGAGGAAUGGAUGCUACUCAGAGGAUCAAUGACCUAAUCGUGGAGUCAGAUGAGGAAGAAAAUGAAGAGGAGGAUGAAACUAAGAGGGGACCACCAUUGGCUAAACUGUGCAUCUUAAAAAAUGAACACAUCCCUGAGACAGAGUUGCCCCUCUAUUUGGGAGAUAAUGUUCUGGGCCGGGAUCCCAACACCUGCACCCAGUCCUUGCCAGCUCCCUCAAUAUCCAAGCAGCACGCUACCAUCUGCAUCUCCGUCUACAGGAGAAGAGGUUGUCACAGUGAAGUAGACACAGAGGCUUUGGUUUGGGACCUAGGGAGCAUGAAUGGGACCCGCAAGGGCCACCUAAAGCUGACUCCCAAUGUACGCUAUGCCCUCAGUGAACGGGACAGUUUGAUGGUGGCAGACAUCCCAUGUCAGUAUGUCAUCUGCGCUGUAGAUGCAGUCUCUUCUCAAGGGGACACGACGACUCCUGUGAGCAGAAAUGUAGACCUAAAGGCCAGGUUGCCACAUGCCUCGGGAGAAAAGGAAGGUUACACAAGCACAGGCAGCAAGAAACAUGUCAACGGAGGUACAAAGGCUAGGGUGUCUUUACCCGAUCGGGGGGACACAAGCAAGACUCCUGUCCUAACCAGUUGCCUAACCCUUGAGCAAACUCCAACCCAGCCACAGGGGAGCCUGGUCCCAGAAUCUGACUCGGACUCAGGCGGAGAAAGAGAAGACCGAAGGCGCAAGUCUAUAGUGUCCGAUUCUGACUCCCACAAAUCCAGUCCCACCUCUUCAACAUUCCUGAGUCCCACAAACAAAACCGUCCCUGAAAGUGAGGAUGAAAGUCCCAUCACACCGUCCUCCAAUAGAAAUAGGCCUCUCAGACAUGUCACCUUCAGCGCGGAGGAGACAGACGUAGAUGUGGGCCGACAGCAGCUGAAGAAACACAAGGCACUUGCGAUUGUGUCCGAUAGUGAGGAGGAGGAAGAAAGCGGACAACAUGUCCCAGUGAAACAGGAAAGCAAAGUCAGUCUUACAGGAGAAGAUGAAUUGCCUGUAUUCUCUCCAACAGUCUUUACAGAUGUGAUCCCUGAAUUUCACAUGGACAGUGACACUGAUGUCGAUGAAGAUGAUGAUGCCUUAGACAAAGUUCCCAAAGGUUUGCCUUCCUCUGCUGACCACACAAAGCCUCGUGGUAUUUCGCUCAUUCAGCCAGAGGGCAUCACUAUGGACAGUGACACUGAUGUGGAUGAUGAUGAGGAGGCAUUGUCAGACGCUGCUACAAAAGCCAAACCCACUUCACUUCAGAGCACACACACAGCUGACUCUGCUCCUUCAACGCUGGCAAAUGUCCACCUAGACAGUGACACAGAUGUUGAUGAGGGAGAAGAAAGGGAACUUGGAACAAGUAAUAAAUGCUCUAAAAUAGAUGAAAGUCCCACUAGAUUAGAUACCAAGCCUGAAUCCGCCCCCGCUGUGCCUCGCAGCCUGCAUGUAGACAGUGACACCGAUGAUGAAGCUGCUCCUUCCAUCAGUGACCGCUCGGUGGCGUCUGCUGUCACAGAAUCACGCACCGCGGCAGACGCAGGAGCUGAUUUGGGUAUUUUGUCUGACAGCGACACAGAUGUGGAAGGCGAUUCUCCUCUGGUCAUACCUGUCAUUGUCUCAGCCUUGUCAGCCGACCCUGGUGCCAUGUCAGAUUCUGAUGCAGACACAGAUGUUGAUGAAUCCAGCGUGCCCCCUGCUGGAGACGGGGUCAAUCCAGCCGACCUUAGAGUGGACAGUGACACAGAUGUGGAAGAUGAGGUGGAUUUUGGAGAGGCAGGUGAGGCCCAGAUUCCCGACCUGUGCAGAGAAAGUACGCCCAGGUUUCUGGUUCCCCUUCAGCAGAACUGCUCUACUCCUGUACACGUGUCAGAAGGAAAACUGGAAAAUCUGGAGACUUUCCUGAUACCCUCUUCAGUUCCAUUUAGACGUGCUGAAGCCCCUGCUGUAAGACCUAUCGCAUCGUCUCCCAGCUCAGACAGCCUGGAGGAUGAGGACUUGGUCGUGGCCGAGACACAGUCCUUCAUUCUUCAGACCAGAGACUGCCAGGGCAACUCUCCAGAGCACGCCACACAAGCUUCUGGCCUUCAGUCUUCUGCUGAUGAAAAAGACAAACAGUCCAGCAGAGGAGGGUCUUUCCAUCUGGGAUUGUCUGACAGCAGCCACCUGCAGGGUCUGGCCCAAACUCGAGCAAUGGAAAGCAGCCAAGGCUUUGUCUCUGUGGUCGGGGGUGUGAAUCUGGAAGAUACCCAAGCAUAUGCAGCUAUCUCAAAUGCAGACAGAACCUCCUUGGAGAAUGAUCCAAAUCUGGAGGCUACACAGGCCUUUGGAGAGGAUGUUGGACCUGCCAGAUGUUCAUUAAUGUCUGCAAAAGAAGGUCAGGUGGAUUUUUCCCUAGAAGCAACACAGGCAUUUAUUUCAGAGUCCUGCAGUGAUUCAGAGGAUGGAAUAAACACCGCUACUGCUGAGACUCAGCCUUUCGAUUGUCCUACUUCAUCUACUGUUGCCACGGCUGAAACCCAACCAAUGUCUGCCUUUGAGGAGGAGGAGGAGGAGGAGGACAGUUUGGAUGAAGAAAAUCCUGUUUCCUCUGCACUACAAGUUAAGCCCAGACCACAGAGUGGAACAGAAGAGAGGGAAAAACAUAGGGAGGCAGCUCAACCUCACAAGAGGGACCUCAUUAAGGCUUUGUUUGUAGCUGAAACUCAGCCCAUGUGUAUAACUGAGGAUGAAGAAAGUGAUGAUGAGGACUCAACUCCCGGUCCACAAAAAAGAAAAGCAAAGCAGCUGUGGUUUGAAGACGAGCAGACACAAACACUCACAAACUCUGAGCUCUCUAUUGUGGAAACUCAGCCAAAGAGGAAAGGUGAAGAUGGAGAAAGUGAUGAAGAGGACUUGAUUCCAGGUCCACGAAAAAGGAGAGCAAAGGCGCUGCAGCUUGAAGAGGAGAGCAUGCAAACACGCACAAACUCUGAUUUAUCACUUGUUCAAACUCAGCCCAUGGUUAUAAGUGGAAAUGAGGAAAGCGAUGAUGAGGACUCAACUCCAGGUCCACGAAAAAGAAAAGCAAAGCAGCUGUGGUUCGAAGACGAGCAGACACAAACACUCACAAACUCUGAGCUCUCUAUUGUGGAAACUCAGCCAAAGAGGAAAGGUGAAGAUGGAGAAAGUGAUGAAGAGGACUUGAUUCCAGGUCCACGAAAAAGGAGAGCAAAGGCGCUGCAACUUGAACAGGAGACGCCGUCCCUCACAUGUUCUGAAACUCAGCCCAUGGGUGCAUGUGAAGAUGAGCAAAGUGAUGAAAAGGACUCAACUCCAGGUCUGAGAAAAAGGAGAGCAAAGGCGCUGCAACUUAAAGAGGAGACGCCGUCCCUCACAUGUUCUGAAACUCAACCCAUGGGUGCAUGUGAAGAUGGAGAAAGUGAUGAAGAGGACUUGAUUCCAGGUCCACGAAAAAGGAGAGCAAAGGCGCUGCAACUUGAACAGGAGACGCCGUCCCUCACAUGUUCUGAAACUCAGCCCAUGGGUGCAUGUGAAGAUGAGCAAAGUGAUGAAAAGGACUCAACUCCAGGUCUGAGAAAAAGGAGAGCAAAGGCGCUGCAACUUGAACAGGAGACUCAGCCUUUAGAAACAAAAACAGGCCGGCAGCCUCAGAGAGGAAAAGGGAGACAAUCUGAAGCCGCAAACAGUGGCUCCACUAUUACAGGACAAAGAGUGACAAGGGCAAGAUUAAGAGAAGAGGAGGAGCAGGCAGAGUGUUCUGAUCCUCCUAAAACACAGACGAGAGGGAAGAAUAAAGCGGUGCCAAAAACCAGAGGAAGGAGAGGGAAAUCCAGGCCUGAUGAGGAGGAGGAGAAGGAAGAGAAGAAGGUGGAGCAGGCCAAACGAACCAGAGGGAAAAAAUCCAUGAGACAACAGAAAGAUAACGAGGAAGAGGAAGAAAGGACAAGAAAGAAGCAGGCUGAAAAUAACAACCUAAUAAAGGAGCAAGAAGACCGGAGGGAAAAACGAGACAAAUUAGAGAGGGAAAGAAAAGAGAAGGAAGCGCAAGAAAGAGUGCAGGCUGAAAAUGCAGAAAGGUUAAGGCUUGAGCAGGAGAGAGCAGAAAAAGAGAAGAUAGAGCGGGAACAAGAAGAAAAGAAAAGAGCUGAUAGGGUACAAAAGGAAGAAGAAGAACAAUUAGAGCGGGAAAGAAAGGAGAAGGAGGAAAAAGAGAGGUUGGAGACAGCAAAGAGGGAACUUGAAGAGAGACUUGAGAGGGAGAGGAAGGAACAAGAACUCCAGGCGAGACUGGAUAGAGAAGCAAAGGAGAAGGAGGAAGGGAAGAGAUUGACGAGAUUGGAGAAAGAAAAUCGAGAAAAAGAGGCCAAAGAAAAACAAAUAAAAGAGCAACAAGAAAACACGCCUGCAACACCCACAAGAAGUCGAAGAGCAGCCAGAAGAACGAUUGCUGGCCCGUGUACAACUGAGCCGGAACCAGACUCAACCAUAUCAGCCAACGAGGACGUCCCAGCAAGGAGAACCAGAUCCCGCUCCAACUCUUCCAACUCCAUCAGCUCAGAGAGGUCUUCUUCAAGUGUGAGCACCCCUGGGAGCCGGGGGAGAGGCCGAGGCAGAGGAGCAAAGAGGACCAGUGCGCCACCCCCGGCAGCCAGCGUCAGAAGCAGCGAUAGGAGGAGGACGGCGGCCGCAGAGCUAAUAACACAACAGGGCAGUAAUGAUAUUCCUCCCCAAGGAGCCCUUUCAAGGUCCAACUCCAUUAACUCCAUCAACUCUGAGAUUUCCAGCUGCAGCUUGAGCUCUCAGAGCAGAGGAAGAGGAGGCAGGCAGGGAGGAAGAGGGAGGAAAACGGAGGCAGAGCCAGACUCCAUCCCUCCUAUCAAUAGUCAGAGUGACCAGAGCUUGACUCCCAAACCUACAGCCAGAGGCAGAAAGAGCAGGAGAGCAGAGGAAUCCUCUAAUGAGGUCCCCCAUGACGAUGGAAAAGAGAAGGCAGACUCUCAGCAGGCUAGUACCACAAGGGGGCGACGGCGAGCCAUUGCAAAUGUCUCUGAGCCUGCUGCUGCAGAAAAGCAAGACCCUUCAAGUCAGGAGGGAGCCAGUGAAGAAUCGACUCCUAAAAGGAAUGUGAGGGGACGAAGCCAAAAAGUGGUGCAAAUUGUGCCUGUGGAGGCACCAGGAGCUGCAGUCAGUGAUGGAGAGGAGGCUAAAGAGACAAGAAAAGGAAGGAAGAGAGAGUUGGAGGCAAAUACAGAAGAGGCCUCCAGCAGUAGCUCCAAAGAUUACACCGGGAAGAAGAAAGCUCAAACAGCAGAGGAAGAAGAAGAAACAAAGGAGGACAUUGUAGUCCAAGUUAAGAGAAAAGGUAGAGCAUCCAGCGCUUGCCCAAAGAACAAUACAAGCGUUUCCCCCAUUGAAGUGAAGGGGAAAGAGCAGAGUGAGAACAUGGGGAAGGGGACUGUUGAGAAGAAAGGCAGAGGUCGGCUAUCGGUGGUCCAGAAGAAGAAGAAGAAGAAAGAGGAGCAGGAAGAAAGCGGCUCAUCUGUUGACCAGGAGCCACGUUUGGAGCCAUCACAGCCCCAGACUCCGACCAGCGGUGCAUCUCGGAAGCGACGGUCUCUUGCGGACUCCUCGCCUGUGGCAAAGACCCCUCGCUCGUCUUCUGCUUCCCCGGCAGCUCGUGGUCAAUUGCGAGCUGCCGGCCAGGCCUACAAGGUGCUGUUCACCGGCGUGGUGGAUGAAGACGGGGAGAGAGUGUUGGCUCGUCUGGGAGGCAGCAUGGCUAAAGGAGUGGCAGACAUGAACUGUCUGGUGACUGAUAAAGUGCGCAGGACUGUGAAGUUCCUGUGUGCCUUGGCUAAAGGAAUCCCUAUUGUCACCACACAGUGGCUGGAGAAGAGUGGUAAGGCUGGGAGCUUCCUGUCUCCUAAUGCGUUUGUUGUGAAGGAUCCAGAGCAGGAGAAGAAGUUUAAUUUCUGCCUGCAGGAGUCUCUGAAGCUUGCCAGCAGUCAUCCUCUCUUACAGGGGUACGAGGUCCAUGUCACAAAGUCUGUGAAACCAGAGCCGGUUCAUAUGAAAGACAUCAUCUCCUGCAGUGGAGCUUCCUUUCUCCCUAAGAUGCCCUCGUCUUGCAAGCCGCAGACUGUAGUGAUUUCCUGCGAGGAGGACUGGCCGCUGUGUGGCCCGGCUCUCUCUGCAUCUCUCCCAGUCGUCACCGCUGAGUUCAUUCUCACAGGGAUCCUUCAGCAGAUACUCGACCUUCAGACCCACAAACUCUCCGGCCCCGCACUCACCCUGCAGCCCGCAGGAGGCCGGGGAAGGAGCGGCAAGAAGACUUAGCACCACCGACGUCUGCGAAGAAAACACCGUCCGCGUGGUUUCUCCGUCGCUCAAACCAGAGGCCGGUAGAAACACUAGUGGGUCAGCUGUUCGUCUGUAUCAAAGACGUGAAGAAUGUAUUGUUGGUUUUUAUAGUGUUAGCUGAUAAAUGUUAAAUAACUCAUUUGACAUGCACAGCAUCCCGUUUAGCAAGAGAGCGACGGGACAAUCACAGUUUAGGGAACUUGACUGUCUUUUCCCACAAUCCUACCUGCCUGCUUGAUACGCGUGAAAAAUGUAGAUUUUAAAGUGAAGUUGCUGCUAUGCCGGGUGGGAAAUAAUAACCCACCAGCCGUCCUUGUCCCCCCUCUCUGCUCCACCCUUGUGCUCCACCCCUCUCUGUAUACAACCAUAACAAGCAGAGCAGGAAUGAACCGUUGUUGCUGCUCUCCCUGCGUGCUAAGUGCUUCAGCAGCUCCAUCAGCCCGUGUAGCAGGUGGAGCAGUCAUGAAGUGCCAAUUUUAAUAAUCAUAUUUGGGUGGUGCAGAAGUGGAACUGAUGGGGUCAACUGGACUAGAUAAAAAGAAAAGCUUGUCUCCUGUGCUGAUGAGAAAUGCAUAGUGCCUUUUUAUACCCAGAUAAUCAUGAACCUACCAGUGUGUCUUGUUCCACUGUCUCCAUUACCCACCACCACCUACUCCAUUAAGGUUUCAAUCAAUCCCAUUAGCUCCUGGGGUGCAUCACGAUAUACAGGCACCUGAAUGCUGAUGCUGCUUCUACAUCAAUCUGUUACGGCCGUGCUACGUCUACUCUGUAUGUGGACAGAACUCACAUUGGGUUUCUUCCCUGGCCCACAGUACAUGUUUGAACUUGCUGCAUCAGUUGGUGUUUUAAAGACGGACUCGUUACCUUGUAACUAAGUUUGAUUUUAAAACUAAUAUCUCAACACAUGGUUUGUUUUUGUGUCGAAUCCUGAAAUCUGUCACAAUUACCAAUGAAAACAUUAAAUCUUUUUUACGUGUA